Molecule: messenger RNA, 312 nt
Organism: Penicillium lagena
Lineage: Eukaryota; Fungi; Ascomycota; Eurotiomycetes; Eurotiales; Aspergillaceae
Exons: 2
Coding region: 1-312 (103 amino acids)
Source: RefSeq, a predicted model, not a curated record
AUGGGCGAUGAGGCGCAUGUGAGGGUGACCGAUCGGGUAGGCGGCCGUGUGGCUGGCUGGCUGGCUGGAGUUUUUGACCUGGGAGUUGUUGCUGGGAAGUCUCUGGCCGGAUUUGGAGGACCGUCAGAUGGCUGGGGUCUGGUGGAAAACAGGGAUGUCUUCGGAGGGGAGGGGGACAAUAUGACGAAGGAAGGGCGCGAGGGCGAGAACGUGAUGGCGGGCGCGUGGAGAGACCGGGAGGGAUGGAAAUGGUGGUGGACUGGAGAAUAUCAACUGACAGAAGGACGUCGAUCUCGCACGAGGGCAGUGUAG